Molecule: messenger RNA, 945 nt
Organism: Juglans regia (Persian walnut)
Lineage: Eukaryota; Viridiplantae; Streptophyta; Magnoliopsida; Fagales; Juglandaceae
Product: MDIS1-interacting receptor like kinase 2-like
Exons: 3
Coding region: 1-945 (314 amino acids)
Biological process (GO): protein phosphorylation
Molecular function (GO): protein kinase activity; ATP binding
Source: RefSeq, a predicted model, not a curated record
AUGAAGGUGUCAAGCACUUUCGAUGGAAGAAAGAUGUAUGAAGAGGUCAUAAGAGCAACCAACGCGUUCAAUGAUAUAUAUUGCAUUGGGAAGGGAGGAUAUGGAACAACAUAUCAAGCAAAGUUCUCAUCUGGUGAAAUGGUAGCUGUGAAGAAACUCCACCAACUACUUGACGAUGAGAAAAGAUCCCAAAAAGCAUUCUUAAAUGAGAUAAAGGCAUUAACAAAAGUACGACAUCGAAAUAUCGUCAAACUUCAUGGCUUCUGUUCGUAUGCUCGACAUUUGUUUUUGGUUUACAAAUAUGUAGAAAUGGGUAGUUUGGCAAGAAUUUUGCAGAUUGAAGAAUAUGCUAAAGAAUUUGAUUGGAGUAAGAGAUUGAAUAUUGUCAAAGGUGUGGCUUAUGCCUUGUCCUACAUGCACCAUGAUUGCUCACCACCAAUAAUUCAUCGGGAUAUCAAAAGUAACAACAUCUUGUUGGAUUCUCAAUAUGUGGCCCAUGUUUCAGAUUUUGGUAUUGCUAAGAUUUUGGAGAUAGAUUCAUCCAAUUGGACUUCCCUUGCAGGCACAUAUGGAUAUAUAGCACCAGAACUUACUUAUACAAUGAAGAUAACUGAGAAAUGUGAUGUAUAUAGCUUUGGUGUGUUGUCAUUAGAAGUGAUAAUGGAAAAGUAUCCGGGUGAUUUCAUCUUCUUAUUUAAGUCAUCUCCAUCAGUUGAGAUGGGCAUUCAACUGAAAGAUGUGUUGGACCAACGCCUUCAGUUUCCAGUGCCCCAAGUUGAGGGCAAGCUCAUAAGGGUUGCAGAGAUUACUACUGAAUGCUUAAAUGACGUUCCAGAAUCCAGGUUGAGUGUUACUGAUGGGGAUGGUUUGAGUGUUGGGAGAAGCUUGAGUGCCAGGGUGGUUAAGGCUAGGGGUGUAACCGGUCCUAUUUUGGACGUAUUUUAG